Otolemur garnettii (small-eared galago) is the source of this 2010-nucleotide messenger RNA. It is a transcript of the gene CNDP2, whose product is annotated as carnosine dipeptidase 2. Gene Ontology annotation, cellular component: cytosol. Gene Ontology annotation, molecular function: metallodipeptidase activity. Lineage: Eukaryota; Metazoa; Chordata; Mammalia; Primates; Galagidae. Bases 101 to 1528 code for a protein of 475 amino acids. The record is from RefSeq and is a predicted model, not a curated record. Gene Ontology annotation, biological process: proteolysis. The transcript has 12 exons.
CGGUCCUGCGCCGGGGGCGUGGCCGUGGACACGUGGUGCGGAACCGGCACGGGACUAGCUCCGGGGUUUUGAAGAUCUGAGUCUGAGUUCUGGUUGAAAGAUGUCGGCCCUCACCAGCCUGUUUAAGUACAUUGAUGACAAUCAGGAUCGCUACAUUAAGAAACUUGCAAAAUGGGUGGCCAUCCAGAGCGUGUCUGCGUGGCCCGAGAAGAGAGGUGAAAUCCGAAAGAUGAUGGAAGUGGCCGCUGCAGAUGUCCAGCACCUGGGCGGCUCUGUGGAACUGGUGGAUAUCGGAAAACAAAAGCUCCCUGACGGCUCCGAGAUCCCGCUUCCUCCCAUUCUGCUCGGCAAACUGGGUUCUGACCCAAAGAAGAAGACGGUGUGUGUCUAUGGGCACCUGGAUGUGCAGCCUGCCGCGCUGGAGGACGGCUGGGACAGCGAGCCCUUCACCCUGGUGGAGCGGGACGGCAAGUUGUAUGGGAGAGGCUCCACUGACGACAAGGGUCCGGUGGCUGGCUGGAUGAACGCCCUGGAAGCUUAUCAGGAGACCGGCCAGGAGAUUCCUGUCAACAUCCGCUUCUGCCUGGAGGGCAUGGAGGAGUCAGGCUCCGAGGGGCUGGAUGAGCUGAUUUUUGCACAGAAAGACAAAUUCUUUAAAGACGUGGAUUACGUCUGCAUCUCCGAUAACUACUGGCUGGGGAAGAAGAAGCCCUGCAUCACCUACGGGCUCAGGGGCAUCUGCUACUUUUUCAUCGAGGUGGAAUGCAGCGACAAGGACCUCCACUCUGGGGUGUACGGGGGCUCAGUGCACGAGGCCAUGACCGAUCUCAUUUCACUGAUGGGUUCCCUGGUGGACAAGAAGGGGCACAUCCUCAUCCCUGGCAUUAACGAGGCUGUGGCUACCUUGACGGAGGAGGAGCACAAGCUCUACGACCACAUCGACUUUGACAUGGAGGAGUUCGCCAAGGACGUGGGAGCCACGACCCUCCUGCAUGACUGCAAGAAAGACAUUCUCAUGCACCGGUGGCGGUACCCAUCCCUCUCCCUCCACGGCAUCGAAGGCGCCUUCUCUGGGGCAGGGGCCAAGACUGUGAUUCCCAGGAAAGUGAUUGGCAAGUUCUCCAUCAGACUCGUGCCGAACAUGACUCCCGAAGUCGUGAGUGAGCAGGUAACCAGCUACCUGACCAAGAAGUUUGCUGAACUACACAGCCCCAACAAGUUCAAGGUGUACAUGGGCCAUGGUGGGAAGCCCUGGGUAUCCGACUUCAACCAUCCUCAUUACAUAGCUGGGAGAAGAGCUUUGAAAAGAGUGUUUGGUGUUGAGCCAGACUUGACCAGGGAAGGCGGCAGUAUUCCAGUGACCCUCACCUUUCAGGAGGCCACAGGCAAGAAUGUCAUGCUGUUGCCUGUGGGAUCAGCAGAUGAUGGCGCUCACUCCCAGAAUGAAAAGCUCAACAGGCACAACUACAUAGAAGGGACCAAGAUGCUGGCUGCGUACUUGUAUGAGGUGUCUCAGCUGAAGGACUGAGUCAUCCCCGUGGAGUGACACCCCUGCCCGAGUGCUCCCUCUCCUCCCUGCUUGUCAGGCCACGCUUACUUCCCAGAGUGGACACGUGGGUGUCCAGCUGCCUCGUGGGUGGAGUCACCUGCACCAGCAGUUAGGAGUGGUUAGGCCUGGGGUCACUGGGGUCCUGACAACAAUUGAGUCACCCAGAGAGAGUCUCAGAAUGGUCCGUACAACCUGACCUCCAGAAAUCAGCCACAGUCCAAAAGCACACCUUCUUCCAUGGAAAGUUCUGGUUGUCAUCACACUGGGCAGACAGAGGACUUGAUGCCUGGCUCACUCGAUCGAUGCUCACGUGGAAUCUUCAGAACGGAAACGAGGAGACCUGACCUGUCGCUGUCUAGGUCCUGGCCUUCUCUCAGGACCAGGGCUCCAUUUCCCCCCUCCUCUUUCUUGUGAUCCCUCAGAACCUAACUGGAAGGUGAAUAAAAAUGAAAUGAAGUCCC